AUGGGUCUGAGGGAAUAUUUGCGGUUAGCGAGAAUCGUGGUGGACGCGUAUAGGCUCGGGGAGAAGGGCGUGCGAUGGGCACUGCUUUCAUUCGAGAAUGCCGCCAAAAUGCUGUACCCCAUACCAUCCCCCCCUCUCUCUCCCCGCUCUCCUUUCACCCCCACCUGUAGGUACGUGAUGGGAGACGACGACACGUUCUUCAGCCCGCAUGCCAUCACAGCAUUCCUUGGGCAAUACGACCACCGCACACCCCUCUACCUUGGAGCACCUUCUGAGACGCACUACCAGAACGUGGCCAACACGCAUGGCAUGGCGUUUGGUGGCGGAGGUUUCGCCAUUUCUGCAGCGCUGGCACGCAUGCUGAGUGAGGGCGGGGCCAUGGACGCGUGCUUGGAGCGGCAUGCCACCGUGUGGGGGAGCGAUGAACGGGUCGCCAGCUGCGUGGGCGAGCUUGGGCCCAUCUCGGCAGCGCUGGCGCGCAUGCUGAGUACAGAUGGGGCCAUGGACGCGUGCUUGGAGCGACACGCUGCAGUCUGGGGGAGCGAUGAACGUGUCGCCAGCUGCGUGGGGGAGCUAGGGAUUGGAGGGGGCGGGUUCGCCAUCUCGGUAGCGCUGGCGCGCAUGCUGAGUACAGAUGGGUCCAUGGACGUGUGCUUGGAGCGACACGCCCCUGUGUGGCGAGAAUUGUGGGUGAGUGCUUGCAUUGCAGAGACAGGGGGCAUAUCUCAUGUGGGGCGGCAUACCUCACCGGGCUUCCACCAGAUCGACCUGGACGACAGUCUCUUGCUUCCACCAGAUAGAUCUGGGCGGGAGUCUCUUUGGGCUCCUCAUGGCGCACCCCCUGCACCCGCUGCUUUCCCCCCAGCCCCACACCUUGACUCCAUUCCCCCUCUGCUCCCCCCCCUCCCCCAGGUGUCCCUCACACCAACCCCGGGCUUCCACCAGGUAGAUCUGGGCGGCAGUCUCUUCGGGCUCCUCAUGGCGCACCUGCUACAGCCGCUGCUGUCCCUGCACCAUCUUGACUUUGUUGACCCGCUGCUGCUGCCAGCUGGCACCGCUGACCGGGCGGAGGGGCUCGCCGCGCUGGCGGAGAGGAUGAGGCCGGACCCAGUAGGGUUUGCACAGCUGGCAGUGUGCGGCGACGGGUAG
This is a messenger RNA of Closterium sp. Naga37s-1, 1149 nucleotides long. The record is from the annotation of a GenBank genome assembly. Lineage: Eukaryota; Viridiplantae; Streptophyta; Zygnematophyceae; Desmidiales; Closteriaceae.